UUCUCGUGUGCCUAAACGUCAUCUGUGACUCUUCCUCCCAGUUAUUUUCUAUUUCACUCCUAGUCUCACCCCUCUCGCGGUCCGUUCUCCAGACGCAGCAGCUCGGCUGGUAUACGCCUAUUCCCGGCCAACCACCCUGUCCCCCAGAAAGAAGAGAAAGAAUACGUGGGACACACGAAAGAUAAAGUAUCCUAGUUUGUAGUUUAGAUUUAUCCAGGACAAUCAGAGCGGAUAUCCAUCGACACAGAAAGAAACCCCGCCUUUACUCGUCUCGCGGUCUCUCAACUUCUCCCACCUACUCUUUCUUUUUUUAUCUCAAUCCUUCUUUCUAUUAAAAUUGUUUUUGACUGGAUGGAAAGAUGUGGAUCAACUGCGGAAGUGGUCAGGUCGGACCCUAAUCUAAAACAACGAGACACCCGGGCCGUCACGAACGCAGCAGGCAGAAUAUAUUCAACAGGACGGAGCUAUACUUUCUCUGGCUGGACUGAUUUUCUGCUCAGCGGUCGAACAUUCUGAAAAUUGCAUAUAGGCUACCGCUGUCUGUUCCGUGGGCUCUAACCCAAAGUCUCAUACGUCGCCUUGGACCUCAGUGAGAGUGGAUUGGGACCAAAUAUGGUGUCCAGUCUGAGCGAGUGGUUCUGGAAUGAGCGGCUGUGGUUCCCUGAGGGGCUGGGUUGGGCUGACCUGGAGGACAAAGAUGGCCGUGUCUACGCCAAGGCCAGCGACCUUUGGGUGGUGCUACCCAUCGCCCUAGCCUUCCUCGUAAUACGACAGAUCUUCGAGAGGUUAGUGGCCACCCCACUGGCUGCUGUCAUGGGGGUGAAGGAGAAAGUUCGGCUCAUAGUCUCACACAACCCCACACUGGAGUCCUUCUACUGUAACACAACCAAGAACCCCUCACAGAGUUCUAUAGACAGUCUGUGUAAGCAGACAGGUUGUUCAGAGAGACAGGUGCAGAGAUGGUUCAGGAGACGCAGGAACCAGGACCGACCCAGUCUACUGAAGAAGUUCAAAGAGGCCAGUUGGAGAUUCACCUUUUAUCUUCUUGCUUUCAUUGCUGGCCUGGCUGCCCUCAUUGACAAACCCUGGCUGUAUGACUUUAAGGAGAUGUGGCAGGGCUUCCCUAUUCUGACUCUCCUGCCGUCUCAGUAUUGGUACUAUAUGAUAGAGCUGGGUUUCUACGUCUCUCUAAUCUUCAGUGUGGCAUCAGACGUCAAACGGAAAGACUUUAAGGAGCAGAUGGUUCACCAUAUGGCCACCAUCUUCCUCAUCAGUUUCUCCUGGUGUGUCAACUACAUCAGAGCGGGUACGCUCAUCAUGCUGCUGCACGACUCCUCCGACUAUUUACUGGAGUCCGCUAAGAUAUUCAUCUAUGCUGGAUGGAGAAACACCAGUAACUACGUCUUCUUCCUCUUCGCUGCCGUCUUCAUCUUCACUAGACUCUAUAUCUUCCCCUUCUACAUCAUUUAUUCUACGUACAUUUAUCCGAUGACUAUGUACUCUCCGUUCUUUGGAUACUACUUCCUGAAUUUCCUUAUGAUGGUGCUGCAGUGUCUCCAUGUCUUCUGGGCCAUCCUCAUUCUGCGUAUGGCUGUCCGCUUCCUGAGCAGUGAUGAAAAGGUGGAGGACGAGAGGAGCGAUAAAGAAGAGACAGACGAGUCAGGGGAGGAAGAGGAGGGGGUGGAGAAGAAAGGUGCGGUGCAGAAUGGUCACGCCGCUCACAACAACCACCGUAAGACGGAGUAAUGAAAACGUGUGCCAGGAAGUAAGAGUGUGAAGAAUUCACAUCCCUCACUCAGCAGAGUGGGAGAGAUGGAGGGAAGGGGAAAGGGAGAGAUGGAGGGAAAGGGAGAGAUGGAGAGAUGGAGGGAAGGGGAGAGAUGGAGGGAAGGGGAAAGGGAGAGAUGGAGGGAAGGGGAAAGGGAGAGAUGGAGGGAAGGGGAAAGGGAGAGAUGGAGGGAAGGGGAAAGGGAGAGAUGGAGGGAAGGGGAAAGGGAGAGAUGGAGGGAAGGGGAAAGGGAGAGAUGGAGGGAAGGGGAAAGGGAGAGAUGGAGGGAAGGGGAAAGGUAGAGAUGGAGGGAAGAGGAAAAGGAGAGAUGGAGGGAAGGGGAAAGGGACAGAGUGGUAGAGAAAAUGGACGAAGGAGAAGGAAAGGCAUUCCUAAAGCCUGUACCUGUGGUUAGAUACACUGUACUACAUUAUAAACACUCAAUCACACACACAAUUUUGGAUAUACUACAUUAAUUGGCAUGGACCUGUUAUUAUAGUCCAUUAAUAACACACAAACACACACACGGGUAAUUCUCACAAAACUGUAAUAAAAAAAUACAUUUAGUCAUGUCCUCUUGAAUAACUGAGAUUAGGAUCUAUAUGUAUCUUUUUCAUAAUUAUUAUUAGUUUUUUAUUAGAUAUUAUGCAUUCUACCAACAUUUUCACAAAAUUCUCAUUAGUUUUUGAAGUCCCAAAUAGUUAUAAAUCAAUAUUUAUAAUAUUUUUUAACAUUGCUCCCCUAAUGAAAAUGCCUGAGUUAAACAUAACACUGAAAAAUACAAAUAUUUUAAAAUGACAAUUAUUAUCCAAUUAAAAUCAGACUUUCCCCAAUUUGAGCUCUUUAGCUGUUUUCUAAGGACUACUCUAGAUGAUGCAUCAUGGGUGAAGAAAUGUUUAUUUAAAAACUGGAGUUUUAUAGGAACUUGAAAAAAAUGGUAAUGAAAUAUCCACAGACACUGCUUGUAUGUAAUAAAUAUUAUAGUUUAAUGUAAACUUCAACUAGUAUACAAUUUUUAUAAUUUAUGGAGAAACUACAGCAACAUAUUUUGUUUUAUUUAAAUAAGUUAGUUUUUUUUAAAGAUGUAUUUUUAUAAAAUUACCAUGAAUUUAAUCAGUACGCAUUUCAGUAAUGAAAAUGUAUUUCUUUUUUUUUUUACAUGACACUUUCCCCUAAAACUAGACAUCUUAGUCCUCAGAAUAAUAUCAUGCAUCAUGGUUUUGUAACUUAAUUUGUUCAUGAGAAGACACCCAAUAGAAGGAAGAAGAAAGGGGAGACGGAAGGGGAGAAAGUGUGAUGCUCUUCUUACUGUACUCAUGUGCCUUACAGCCAGACUAUGGUGCUUUUACCUUGUUCUGUUAUUUUUCACUCACCUUGUUGUUGCUCAACCUGCUAUAAGCAUGUUUUGUCCAUGUGCCUUUAUGUCCAAUACUCCAGUUGCCAUGAAAGACAGACUUUAGAAAAGAGACACAACAAGAUUUAACCUACUGCACUGUAUGGACCUUGAUUUGAGGGCCUGUUAAUAAACGGCUUUAUUGAAUGGUUAAUAAACAAUGUAAUAAUGUGAAUAACUGAUUCAUAAACGUUGUAAUCAUGUUUAUAAGCAGCUUAUAAGCAGUCCUUCAAACAAAGCGUUAAAUAGUUGUUGGGGUAUAUUGAGAGUCUGCUGAUUCUGAAUGAUGCUCUCCUUCCCCUGCUGAUGUCAUGUUUGUGUGCCAGUGGUAACGCUCUGUCUGUAGACACUCUCCGUUGACAUUGGAGAGGAAAAUACUGGUUAUCAAACAGUUUUAUCAUGUUUUCGCUCUGUAUGUGCGUGACUAUUCAGUAUAUCUUCUGAGUGUCAUUGACAUCUUACCAAGGUCACGCAGGCAGAACUUUAUUUUCAGUAUAUUUCAAUAGUUUUUUCAAAAACAAAAAUUGCCAUUGUAAAUGUAAAGGCAAAAAACAACAACAGUCCAGCCAGUCAAGAUCCCAAAUAGAAUGUCAAUAAUUCAGAAUUUUUUAAAAGAAAUAUUUGAACUGUUUUCCAGUCUAGACCAGUUAAGACCAGUAUGGACCAGUUGUGGUUUCAUUGCAGUGUGGUAUGACGCAUGUCAUCGACUAGAGAUGCAUUCAACUCCGCUAACGAUUAUAAAGCUCCCAACUCUGAGCUCCCACCAACAAUCCGAUUCACCAAGAAUGUUCGACAACAGGAGCGAACUGUUCUAUUCUAUUGAAAACACUUGAUUGUGUACUCUUUCUUCAAGAAUGACCUUGUAAGGAUGAAUAUUUUCUGCAAAUGUUUGCAGAGUUGAAUGCCAGUCUGGUUUGGUCCAGUCCAAUCUGUUUCUGGGCACAAUGAUCCAGUAGAAUCCUGACCCACACUGAUGAUAUCAUGCAUCAUGAUGGAUAUUCAUCGGGGGCCUGGAUUGGUUGGUCAGAACAGGACAUUUCUUCUCAGGAGACUGGAAAGGGCCAUUGUAAUUUAGGCUUUAUUUACGGCAGAUUGUUUAGGCCAUACUGCCCCGGAUUAGAUUAUCCUGUGUGUGUGGUAUGUGUUUUUCUGUUAUUCUAGAGUGAUUUGAGGUAUGAUUCCUUUGAGAAACAGGUUUACAGUCAUGUUUCAUGUUUGACAUCAUUGUUUCAGAAAAGUUCGGAUUUUUCUUGAGUUUGGAUCUUAGCAACUCAAUUGCUCAGUAAGCAAAAAUAUGAUACAUGGAACAAUGGAAGUGUUGUAUUUUUAUCAUUAUAUAUUUUCAAUUGUUGUUGUAUGUUAAGUGCCUUAUCUGUAAUGUAUGGGAUAGCCUACCCUCUCACCUUUCUACCUUCUUCAGCUCCUCAUCCUCAUUCAUCCUUUCUCCCUCUUUCUUUUCCUUCUUAUUGUUCCCCACUCCUCCUCAUCCAUCUCCUCCCUCAUUCUGAGAUCCUCCCCUCACAGCCUUUCACAUCCCCAUUCCAACCCUUGUUCAUUUGUACUAACCUUGACCAAUCUUCCUCUCUUCCCCCAUCGCUUUGGAAAAACAGUCACGUAAUUACAGUGUUAUUUUGUGUGUGUGUAUUAUGAUGCUUAAGUAUUAUCAUUAAUAAUAAAAACAACGAUCAUGAAUCACUACGCCAAA
This is a messenger RNA of Oncorhynchus masou masou (cherry salmon), 4866 nucleotides long. RefSeq names its product ceramide synthase 2-like. The record is from RefSeq and is a predicted model, not a curated record. NCBI's taxonomy places the organism in Eukaryota, Metazoa, Chordata, Actinopteri, Salmoniformes, Salmonidae. Bases 613 to 1746 code for a protein of 377 amino acids. The transcript is spliced from 11 exons. Gene Ontology annotation, biological process: ceramide biosynthetic process. Gene Ontology annotation, molecular function: DNA binding; sphingosine N-acyltransferase activity. Gene Ontology annotation, cellular component: membrane.